AUGAGAGAUGAGAGCAGCAAAGCUUUCUGUGUUCACUUUCUAACUCAUGUAGAAGAAAUGAAUUUUAGUGCUGUUGCGCUUGGUGCAUAUGACGAGGAAGACGAUUUGAAAGGAGUCCCACCUGGUGUAGUAGUUAAUAUCGCUCCAUUAGGUAUUCCUCCACCUCCUUCGGCCCCAGUACCGUUAGCUUCCGGUCAGCUGGCACUCGAAGGAUCUGCGGAGCUACAACAAGAACGAAGGUUGAAGGCUAGAUUGUUUAUGGAGAAAAUAUUAAACGAAAAGCGUGCAGCCAAAAUACGUGCACAGAAAGAGGAGCAGAUGGAAAAGGAGAGGGAGCUUGCAGCAAAACUUAAAGUGGCUAACGAAAGGAAAGAGCGGGUUGAAAAGCCCAGUAGUUCAGGUAUUGGACAAGCUUUAAAAACAUUACCAUCUACAUCUAAGGAGCCAACAAGUGCAGAAAAAAUUGAGCUGAAAAGUCCUCUUGCAACUACAGAAAUUGACCGUUUAAUAAGCUCAAAAAUCGAUAAAGCGCUCAACGACUGUCUUAGUAAACGUAGGGAGGAGCGAGAUUCGCGAUAUAAGGAUAAAACUAAAAAAGAGAAAACAAAGAAGAAAAGGAGGUCGGAAUGUGAGGAAGACGGCGAGAUCUUAGAGAACAAGCGGAAAAAGAAGAAGAAGCAUCGUAGGGACCGGAGUCAGUCUAACGAAUCUAAAUCGGAGAGUCGUAGAAGUAAACACAAGAAGCGCCGUCGUUCUUCCAGUGUUGAGGAACGGAGGAAGAGACACCGGAGUCGUAGUAGUUCACGUAAGAAAGCUCGUUGA
Messenger RNA from Enterobius vermicularis (human pinworm), 822 nucleotides. Lineage: Eukaryota; Metazoa; Nematoda; Chromadorea; Rhabditida; Oxyuridae. The record is from the annotation of a GenBank genome assembly.